AUGUCGGAUAUUGAAGGCGACAUCCCUGAUCUGUCGACACAAUCUGCUUCAAGUGAACAGGCAGUUACCUCCAACCAGGCUACUGAAAGCAACCAGACUGGCCAGAGUCAGCAAUUCUGGCAGACGACGCCGAAUGGCGAACAACCAGUUGAUCCAAUGGAGAGGACCUUCCCACAGCAUGAGAACUUUCGGCCGUCCGGCUUAGACUGUGGUGGCGUUCAGACUCAAUCUCCGCUGCAGACGCAGUAUCAGAAUACCCGGUCAAUGGGCGAAGAAAUUGAUGCUUCCACUAGCGGGGGCCCUCAACUCCCACCUUUUCAGGCGCCGGAUCUAUUUAGCAACAGCCCGGACGCCGGGACGGAAAUCUCGUAUGGCUCGCUGGUCGACGUGGCGACGGCACGGUGGUUUGGGAUGCUGGCAACUGAUGCAGACUUUGGGACCAUCAGCACCGAAGGAUACAACGUCCCUCAGGCCCAGAUUCCUGCAUCAGGCCAACAGGCGGAUACCGCAAACUUCUGGAACACCUCGACCGGAAGACCGCCCUGGGCGCUCGCUACUGGUCACACCACUUGGGAAGUGCGACAGGGCUCUAAUCAAGAAGCCUCGCGACAGAGCGUCCCGGACUAUUCCUUGUGGAAGUCGCCGAAUGCCCUCACGCUACAGGACAACGAGCAACACUUGUUCGAGGUAUUUGUCGCCCGUAUCAGCCACUGGAUCGACCUUUUUGAUCCACUGCAGCACUUCUGUACCCUCGUCCCUCGCCUGGCCAUGUUCAAUAUCGGCCUUCUCGGGGCGAUUCUGGCCCUCUCGAUCCGAUAUCUCUCUCUCAAUUCGUCUGUCGCCGCAGAGAACCUCUACGAACGUCACGACGCGCUCCGGUACUAUCAUGAGAGCUUACACUACGUCCAGAAUGCCAUGCAGUACAGCUCGUACCUCACAAGCCUCGAACUUCUCGCCACGGCGCUGAUCAUUUCGGCCUACGAAAUGUUGGACGGCUCCCGCCGGGAUUGGGAGAGACACCUUCAAGGCGUCUUCGGCAUCCAGCGGUCCCAGGUCAUCCACGGAGACACGGGCGGUUUGAGGGCCGCCGUGUGGUGGGCGUGGCUGCAGCAAGACGUGUGGGCCGCAUUUCGAGACAAACGCAAAACCUUCACCUUCUGGAGGCCGGUCAAAACCUUCGGCGAAUUGAACCCUUGGGAACUGGCCGCUCGGGCGGUCUUUGUGAUGGCGAAGGUGGUCAACUACUGCGCAGAGAUCGAAAAUUCGGGCGAGGAAAACAAUAUUCAAUCGAGAAUUGAUGCCGCCGAUCGCCUGCACUCGAUGCUGGACGAUUGGGAGCGACACCUCACCAUUGAGUUCAUGCCGUUGCCGAGACAGACUAAUUCGGGAGAUGUCUUCAAACCUCGAUGGAUUCAGCCUCCUAUGUUUGGCGUCGCGAUGCAGAUGUAUAAUGCUGCCCGAAUCUUGCUCGUCCUACACAGACCGUCGGGUGGCGGACUCAAUGGCUUUAUGCGACGACAGAAGCAACUGGACAAGUACGCCGAAGCUAUCUGCGGAAUUGCCGUCACCUUGACGGACUAUGGAUCCAGCGUCGCCUCUUCACAAUGUCUCUUUAUAGCUGGAAUGUGCACAUCGGACGAACGCAAACGCCACGAAAUUCUGAGACUCAUCGGACUUUGCAGGCAGAGGAGUGGUUGGCCAGUGAAGCCCAUGGACGACGAACUGAAGGCUAUUUGGGACACUUCUGAUGCCGGUUAA
Messenger RNA from Cladophialophora immunda, 1758 nucleotides. RefSeq lists its product as uncharacterized. The record is from RefSeq and is a predicted model, not a curated record. Lineage: Eukaryota; Fungi; Ascomycota; Eurotiomycetes; Chaetothyriales; Herpotrichiellaceae. The coding region runs from base 1 to 1758 and encodes 585 amino acids. Gene Ontology annotation, cellular component: nucleus. Gene Ontology annotation, biological process: positive regulation of transcription by RNA polymerase II. The transcript is spliced from 3 exons. Gene Ontology annotation, molecular function: transcription cis-regulatory region binding; DNA-binding transcription factor activity.